CAUGACUUUUGCUGCCUGGCUAGUAUUAUUUAUUUACAAGGGACAUGGUUUCGAUUAUUGUUAUAAUCCACCAGGUAACAUAUUCCAUUUGAAAUUCAACACGGAAAUGUUGGUCCAUUGCGGUACGGAAAAUAUUUUACGUGAAUGGUAUUCGAUCUAUAAGAAUCGAACCGAGAUCAAUGAUUUUGCAACUUGGAGUUUAGAGAAAGGAAUCAUUAAAGUGGUUCCGAAAUCUCUUUACGACAGAAGAUAUAAUUUGCAGGGUUUGACCAUAAGGGCCGUUAUAGUCAAGGAAUCAUCGUUCGUAAAUAUUAAUGAGAAUGACGAAUUAGAGGGAGUGUUCGGCAGAAUAUUAAAAGAACUUUGCGUAAGUCUUAAUUUUAGUUUAAAGGUUGUCUCGAAAGUAGACGAGUAUGGAAGAUGGAUUCCUAAUGAUAAUACUUGGUCAGGAGCAAUCGGAGAAAUAUAUGCCGGACGUGCUGACAUUUCUAUAUCAGAUUUUUCUAUGACUAGUGCAAGAUUGAAUGUCGUAGAUUUCACCUUUCCACUUGUUUUCUCGAAAAAUUGUAUUUUCAUUAAAGAACCAAGCAAAUUCGCAAUCAAAUGGUCAUCCUAUUUUCAAACUUUCUCCCAUUCCGUUUGGAUUGCCAUGUUUGGAAUAUUAGUUUUUGCAAUGAUAGUAUUAGUUUUUCUCAAAAUAAAAAUUGGUACUGAUCGUAACAUUGGACAGUUAUUGUCCGAUAAUUUUCUUGAGAUUUGGGGUAUAUUCUGUCAACAGGGACUGGCAGACUUUCCAGAUAGAUCAUCGUUGAGAUUAGCAUACCUCUCUAUGUUUCUUUCGGCUGUUGUUUUAUCGGCCGCUUAUUCCGCCGCUUUGAUAAGCUUUUUAACAUCCGCUAUUCCCGUCUUACCCUUUCAUUCGUUAGAGAGCUUAGUUGAAGACGGUACUUAUCAAUUUGUUGUCCUUCGUGGUACGGCUGAUUACGAUAUAGUUGCAAAUGCAAGAGAUCCGCUUGCAAAGAAAUUGAUGAAAUUAAUGCCGGAAGAAAAAAAAUUGCCAUUCACUAUCAAGGAAGGGUUUAGAAGCAUUUGUGAAAAUCAAAAAAUUGCACUAUACACGUCAAUUGCAAAAAAGGAAGCUAUUAGAUUUAAAACGCCAUGCAAUGUGGUUCCUAUUAGUGCAGGACGUAUAGAAAGUUUAGCUAUUAUAUUAUCUAAGCACAAUCCAUUCACUGACGUCAUCAAUUUUCAUUUGCAGAAAUUUAUUAACAAUGGAAUGAUGAAUCGCUUAAAAGAUACGACAUUUAAAAAGAAAUUGAACUAUUUUAUGUUGAACCACGAACCGGUCCACUUAAUCAGCGUUGUAUCGCUCAUUUUCUUCAUUCUAAUUGGUAUAAUAACGAGUAUUUACGUUCUAAUCAUAGAAAAGUAUAUUUUCGUUCGUAAAAGAAAAAAGAUGUCGAUUGUACAUAGUAUAUUAUUGAAAAGAUCGUCAGGAUUUUAUGCGAAAAGGAAGAAAAGUAUAAAAAAUAUUGCAAAAGGCAAGAGAAGUCGUACAUGUACGCGCGUGAAUUAAUCACAACAAUGAUAAUUCUCUUUGUUAAUGAAUCUUUAUAUUCUGAUUGUAAUUCUUCGAAUGGAAUACAGAAACAUUUGUAAGCAUA
Messenger RNA from Vespa crabro (European hornet), 1664 nucleotides. RefSeq names its product glutamate receptor 1-like. The transcript is spliced from 7 exons. NCBI's taxonomy places the organism in Eukaryota, Metazoa, Arthropoda, Insecta, Hymenoptera, Vespidae. Gene Ontology annotation, cellular component: membrane. The coding region runs from base 2 to 1576 and encodes 524 amino acids. The record is from RefSeq and is a predicted model, not a curated record. Gene Ontology annotation, molecular function: glutamate-gated receptor activity.